AGUUAACAAAAUGUUUUCUACGUUGUAGUUAAUUGAUGUGCUGUAAUUUUUAUUUAAAAUUUAAGCGACGAUUAUGGAAAACGAUACUUUUAAUAAAAGAAUUGGCACAACCGACCUCGGAAAACACUACGAAAACGUCCUCAUCGCAAAUUUAACUUUACAACUUGUGUUAGAUAAAACUAUAGAUGAUUUCAAAUUGUCAGCCAAUGACGAAAAAUUCGGUGACUUUGACGAUAUCGUCGUGGAAACUGAAUCAAAUGGAGAGAAGAAAAUAUACGCAAUUCAGCUCAAGCACUUUAGGAAUGUAACUAAGAAGUUAUCAAAAGACAGCUUUAAGAAAAACAAAGAGUUUGAUCUUCAAAAAUACUUUACGUCGUUUAAAAAUAUCAAACAAGGCGAUCGUUCUUGCAAUUUUAUUUUGUUUACAAACGAAAAAUGUGAUAUGGAAGUUGAAUUGAAAAUUCGCGAUAAUGACAUCAUUCGUGUUAAAUUGAAAAAAGUUGAAUCGAAAGAACUGUUUACCAACGGACUGUGUUACAAGUUUGAAAUAAUGAAUAGCAGCGAACUUCCUGCAGACUCUAAAGAAUAUCACACAUUCUUUGACAAUUUGUUGUUAUAUACAAACCAAUCAAAUGCAGAGAAAACAGAAACUGAUGUUAGAUUACAAUUCGAACAAAUAUUUUCUUGCUCUAGUGAAGAGUCAGCUAAGUUUUUACAAUUUAUAUCUCAGUGGCAUUUUCAAGACGGCACCAAAGUGAAAUUAAACAAACCCAUGAUGCGGAAAGUGAUAGCAGUUGCUGCACUGUGGGGUUCUACUAAGCCUCUUGCAUUUACACAUACUACCGACGAAAUGAAAUUGGUACGUAGGGCUAUUGAUAAUUUUAAUAUCACAGCCAUUCAAGAGGAAAGUUACGAUAAAAUUAAAAUUCUCUGGAGUGACUUGAAAUUCAAAGUUUUUGAGCAGAAUAUCGAAAAACUAGCACGAAAAUUUCCAUUUCUUUGUUUGAAAGAAAGUGUCGCUGAUACUGAUGACAACACUUUAUCAAAACUUUUGUGGUUACUGGAAAUGACUCCACUGAUAGUCAGCGAGAAUCAAACGGUUCAUAAUGUCAUGGACCUCUGUCGCAAAGAAAAAUUUAUCUUAGUUAGUUCGGGAACACCCAAGGAGCAACUAUCGCCAAGCAGAAUUUUUCAAAAUCUGUCAAAUUUGGAUCCUAGGUCUGAACUAUAUCAAAAUAUUGUAACCACAUUCAAGUGUUUACUUCAAGGGAAAGAAAUUGUUACUUUAGAUUUUCUAAUUAAGAAAAAUGAUGAAAUUCGAACAAUUAUAACCCCUGAGGAACUGGUGAAAAUGUUGGACCGUCCGUAUCAGAUUGGCGAGAAUAAAGAAUUUAUAUCGGAAAGUUACAUUAACAGACAUUUGUCGGUAAAUUAUAUUGAUAUCAAUUAUUUAAAAAACGUUGAUACUGAUACUUUGAUUGUUCUUGAUUGUAUGAACCAAAUAGAAAAUAUUUUGAAGAAACUGGGCAAUUUUAAUUUGAUGGAUAUCAAAUUAUUUUUUCGAGAUAACGAUAAUAAUUCUAGAAAUUGUGGUCAAUUUUUGCCGAAUCAUCGAACGCUAUAUCACACAAGUCCAUUCUUAAAAAAUUAUGUUUCUGGUUCUGAUAUAUACAUCAGUGACAAAUGUUCUUUGGAUGAUUUUCAAAAAAUUUGUGAUCACAAUCCAAAAAUGAAAAAAUAUCAUCAUUUGAAGAUUAUAGAUGAAAAGACUUUAGAAUGGGUACGAAGCAAAGGUGAUAUAAGCGAUCUAUCGAGGUAUCGAAGAGAAGAACGAUUUGUUGAAGAAACAACUUUUUAUACUAGUGAAUUUGACAACAAUGUGAAUGUAGUGAAUGGAGACCCGGGAACCGGAAAAUCUGAAUUAUUGAAAAAUAUCAAAAAUAAUUGUGGUGUGGAUUUUUGGUGUAUUUUUUUAAAGUCUGUGGACACCACUCUUUUGUGUACGCGUCUAGAGAAAAUCCAAGCAGAUGAAAGAGAAUCUGAAUUGAUAGAGUUUAUUCGAGACACAAUGUAUGUGGGAUAUCCAAAUUUUGAUAAAGAGGUAAUAACGUUAUUGAUCAAGAAUCGUCACGUUGUCUAUUUCUGGGAUGCUCUUGAUGAAGUUACAACAAAAUGUACAGAAAUUGUGAUUGAUCUCAUAAAGGAAUUGUCCCAGAAAAGUGUCUUCCAAUGGAUAACCAGUCGUUGCCAUUUAAAGAAACAACUCGAGAAGAAGUUCGGUGUGUUAUCAAAAAGCGUGAGCCAAUUUAGCGAGGAAGAACAAACUCGUUAUAUUCAUCAAAGGCUUAAAGACUUUUAUUCCGAUGAACAUAUUGACAAAGUAAUCCAACAGAUUAGAACUACAGUCACAUCAAUAAAAAAUAACAAUAUUUUAGCAACCCCUUUACAGAUUUAUAUGUUCACUGAGCUCUUCCAUCACAACCCUGUCAAAUACAGAAUCUUACUUGAAAAGCUGUUUUCUUUAACGGAUCUUUACCAACACAUCAUAGACGAGAAGUUCAACAGAUAUUACAAAGAAAAGGCUGAUGUUCGAUACCCUAAUAACGCCUUAAGACAAGUCUUAGAAGGUUACAAAAAAUCGAUGUUUGAGAAAUACGAAAAAGCGGGACUAAAAUCACUUGUCAAGAAAGAAGUCUUCAAGCAACUGAAUAUCAACUGUGAUGAUUUUUUGAACGAGAUUCAAGAUCGUGCUGACAGUAUAGGACUGAUAACUGAAGUCACUGACAAAUUUCCGCAGUUUCUGCACAAUUCCUAUGCCGAGUUCUUUGUGGCCAAGUAUUUUAUAGAACACCAUAGCGAGAUCAAUGAUUUUGAAAAGAUCAUUUUUGAUAGCAGAUACACGAAUGUGCGGUUUUUCUACGAUCUACUUACUGCGAAAGAUUCAAUUGCUCACAAGGCGGUGUUGUAUAGAAAUACAGAUUUACUUAUGAAACAGUACAUGGACGAUAUGAUUACUUGUGAAGACACUCGAGGGCGAAAUGUUUUACAGAUUGCAUGUUCAUGGGGACAGAGACUUCCUGUUCUACAAGUGGAAAAAAAUGACGGCAUCUAUGUUAUUGACAAUGAAAAAGAUGAUUCAUUGUGUGGAGAACCAACCGAGUAUAUUGAAAUGCUGCAGUAUCUCUUAGAGAAUUGUCACACAAACGGUGAUCAAGAAUUGAAAAAUGCUGCGUUAGAAUCGGCCAAAAAAUCUGAGUCUUUGUUGGCAAAGUUAAUACUUCUUGGACAUAGCUCCUCCAAACUCAGAAACGAUGACGACGGUAUUAGCAUCUUGUACUAUUCUGCUAAGUUUGGUUACACUCAAGCAAUUGACUUGUUUGACAAUGUGCCUUAUGUGAAAACAAAGAAAUGCGGUUUCUCUCUUCUUCAUCUAUCCGUUAAUUAUGGUCAAGGAAAAUAUGUGAAGAAACUUCUUUCCAUAGAGGCAUACCAACAAAAUAUAGACGAUAAAGACGAAAAUGGAGAAACUCCACUUUAUAAAGCCUGCCAAUACGGAUAUUACAACCUGGUGGUUUAUCUUGUAGAUCACGGUGCCAACGUCAAUGCGACAACCUCAAAUGGUUCCUCACCUCUUCACACAGCGUGUCUUCACCUUCACACCAACAUCGUCCGAUUUUUGCUAUCCUCAAAAGCCAACAUCAACGCGGUAAAAAAUUUUAACAUAACUCCACUCCAUGUUGCUUGUUGGAAUGGUCAUUACGACGUUGUGGAUCUACUUCUUCAAAACGGUGCCAAUAUCAACUCUGCGGCAAGCGAUGGUUGCACGCCCCUGUACGUCGCUUCAAGAAACAGACACGACACUGUAGUUAAACUUCUACUUCAGAAAAAUGUUGACAUCAAUUUGGCUCAAGAAAAUGGCGUAACUCCUUUAUUUAUAGCUUGUCAAGAAGGGCACAUAAAAAAUAUCAAUCUUCUUUUAAGAGCAGACGCUGAUGUCAAUCGUGUUACGAAGAGUGGGGAGUCACCACUUUAUGUGGCUUCUCAGAACGGCCAUGAAGCAGUGGUUAAGUUGCUGAUUAUGUUCGGAGCUGAACUAAAUGCUGUUGCUGAUAAUGGGUUUAUGCCGAUUCACAUUGCGUCUCAACAAGGGUUUUCAAAAGUUGUGCAAUUGUUGCUUGAACGAGGAGUCGAUGCCAACAUUUGUAGCACUGAUGGUAUGACAGCUUUAAGUAUGGCAAAAAAUCUAGGACACGAUGAUGUUGCUUCGUUGUUGAAGAGGUCCAGAUUGUGGAAUAAAGCAUUUAAAGUUGUUAACUACAGGCUUAAUUUUGUUAAGAAGCUUAGAACAUAGAAGUGCGUUCCUAUCACUGUAAUUUCAUUUGUAAAAGAUAAUUUUAAUAAGUACUUGUAGUAUGUUUUUUAUUAUCUUAAGUUAUGUAUUACUUUGUUGUUGUUAAUUUAUAUUAUUAUGUAUUAUAUGA
Zophobas morio is the source of this 4481-nucleotide messenger RNA. RefSeq lists its product as uncharacterized. Gene Ontology annotation, molecular function: protein binding. The transcript is spliced from 2 exons. Bases 74 to 4351 code for a protein of 1425 amino acids. The record is from RefSeq and is a predicted model, not a curated record. Lineage: Eukaryota; Metazoa; Arthropoda; Insecta; Coleoptera; Tenebrionidae.